GGGGCUCAGGCCGAGUCUACCGAGAUUGUGUCUACCGGCGCGGGUAACCCGAAAGCGAGUGUGGCGAGGAUUAAAGUCGCGGGCCGCUCUACGGCAUGCGGGACCGUCUCGCUGCUGUCUGAAGGCCGUACGGAAACGCACGAGGGACGGCGCGUCAACGAUAAGAAAAGUUUCACGGCCGCGGCGGAUCUAAAGGAGGAGGCCGACGACGAAGACGACGACGACGACAACGACGACGACGACGAGAAGGACGUAGAGGAAACGGUGGAGGAAGGAGGAGAAGAGACGGCAGCGACAAGAGGAAAAAAAGAGGAGAACGCAUCGUCGUGCGGUAGACGUAGGAAAGAGGAGAGACAGGCCGACGAGACGAGCGCCGCGCGCUCGCACGUUGCCGCGCCGCGCUUCGCUAUAUCGCGCUACACGCGCGUCGUGAUCCGCGAAAUACGCGCGUACGCUCCGCGUGAAACGCGCGCCGCGUAUACGCGACCUAUACAUAUUUAUAUGAAUACACGGUGACCCGCGCGCGGAGAUAAUACAGUGUAAAUGGCGCUCUCGGCGCAGAAUCAGUCGACGUCGUACGUGAACUUGUAUUACUCGAUCGUCCAACGCGCGGCGACGCGCUACUUUAAGGAAUACUACAACUCCGAUACUGGCGCGCCCUACGUAUUGUACAAAGAUAAUAUGGAGAGACCCCAGGGUCAGUGGGGCCCGGGGCCGGGAUCUCUCCAGGACGGCGGACUGUACCCUCAGCAACAGCAACAACAACAGCAGCAACAACAGGGUUCCUCUUCGUCAGGAAGCCCACAGCAGGCCUGUGGUCCUCCUGUCGAGGGUAGUGAAAACGGUCCCCCGCCCUCCUUAGCAUCGCCUGUGCCCUCACCGUAUCCUUCGGCGCCUCCCGAGCCUCAGUCCUUGACUCCACCGGACGAUGAUAUACAAUCGAGUCAGGCAACGUCCCAACAACAACAACAGCAGCAGCAAACGCAGCAGCAGGUCCAGCAGCAGCAACAGCAACAACAGCAGCAGCAGCAGCAGCAGCAGCAGCAGCAAGUUCAACAGCAGCAGCCUCCACAACAGCAGCAGCAACAACAAACGCAACAAGAUCACUCGCCGCAGCAACAAUUAACUCCUCACGCAGAGGUGGACCGCAGCGAUUGUUUUCCUGGCGCUGGGGAGCUGCAGCAGUAUCCGCAACACUACUUCAAAGAAGCCCGGCCGCAUCCUUCGCCGUCCGUGCCACCUCACAUGCUCACUCCUGGCGGCUUUUCUGCGCUGCAUUAUCUCAAACAGCCCGGUGUAAUGCUGACAUCCCUCGGUCAGGGCGAUGGUGGGCCCGGCUUGGACGCGCAUCAGUACGCCAGUCCGAACGCGCCCAACAUGGCAACCGGGCUGCCCGACAUCGUGCAGCAGAGCGGCAAAUCGUCCAAGUCCGGCAACAGCGAUCUGCGCCUGUUCAAGUGUUUGACCUGCGGCAAAGACUUUAAACAGAAGUCGACUCUGCUGCAGCACGAGCGGAUCCACACGGAUAGCCGGCCGUACGGGUGUCCGGAAUGCGGCAAGCGGUUUCGACAACAAUCCCACCUCACGCAGCACCUACGCAUACACGCUAACGAGAAGCCGUACGCUUGCGUUUACUGCGAGCGCACGUUCCGGCAGCGUGCCAUCCUCAACCAGCAUCUGCGCAUCCACUCGGGUGAGAAGCCAUACCAAUGUCCGGAGUGCGGAAAACACUUCCGUCAGAAGGCGAUCCUGAAUCAGCACGUCCGCACACACCAAGACGUGAGCCCGCACCUCAUCUUCAAGAACGGGAUGACGCCGACGCUCUGGCCGCAGGACGUUCCCUUUCCGCCCGAGGAAGGUAAAGAGGAAGUAGCGUCAACGUUCGGCGACACGGACACGCAGUCGGGCGCGUUCAGUCCGGCGCCAGACGCAAACUCCAUCCAGUACCCCGCUUACUUCAAGGAUCCGAAGGGCGGCAAUCACACAGUCUUUGGCGCGGGCGGUCCGGGCAGCUUCGGCGCCCUGCAGUACAUCAAGCAGCAGGGCGGCACGAAGAGCUGUCUACCUGAUGUGAUACAGCACGGCCGCUCGGCCGGCAUGCCGUUGUACGUGCGCUGUCCGAUCUGCCAGAAGGAGUUCAAGCAGAAGUCUACGCUGCUGCAACACGGAUGUAUACACAUCGAGUCGCGACCGUAUCCGUGUCCGGAGUGCGGCAAGAGGUUCCGUCAGCAGUCCCAUCUCACGCAACACUUGCGCAUCCACACGAACGAGAAGCCGUACGGCUGUGUGUACUGCGGGCGCAACUUCCGUCAGCGCACGAUCCUGAAUCAGCAUCUGCGCAUCCACACGGGCGAGAAGCCGUACAAAUGUCAGCAGUGUGGUAAAGACUUCCGUCAGAAGGCAAUUCUGGAUCAGCACACGCGCACCCAUCAGGGCGACCGGCCGUUCUGCUGCCCGAUGCCCAAUUGCAGGCGGCGCUUCGCCACCGAGCCCGAGGUGAAGAAGCACAUUGACAACCACAUGAAUCCGCACGCGGCCAAGGUGCGUCGGAACUCGAACGGUGACACGAAGCCGCCCGGCACGCCCGCGGGCCUGGGCCCGGUUCCCGUACCCCGCGGUACCCUCACGCCCACGGUCGUCAAACCGGAGCUCUACUUCCCGCAGUGCUACGCGCCCGCGUUCAAUCACCAGCCGCCGGUGUCAACCGCGCAAUUUCCCGGCGCCCAGGCAAACGGCGUGUCCGUGACCGGCGAAUUCAAGCCGCCGACCGGUCUUCCGCCGCAGUGACUAACCGUCCAU
Molecule: messenger RNA, 2799 nt
Organism: Formica exsecta
Lineage: Eukaryota; Metazoa; Arthropoda; Insecta; Hymenoptera; Formicidae
Product: myeloid zinc finger 1-like
Exons: 3
Coding region: 544-2787 (747 amino acids)
Source: RefSeq, a predicted model, not a curated record